Caenorhabditis bovis is the source of this 537-nucleotide messenger RNA. The record is from the annotation of a GenBank genome assembly. NCBI's taxonomy places the organism in Eukaryota, Metazoa, Nematoda, Chromadorea, Rhabditida, Rhabditidae.
AUGGGAAAAUUUACUAAGGAAGAAGAAGUGCUUCUCUCGAGCUACUCUCCAUCCAGUUCUACCAAAGGAAACGUCUUGUUUUAUUUUAAUGCGUUGAUCAUUGCUGUGGCUCCAAUUUAUCUUUUCUAUGGAGUUCAUCAAAUGGAAAUUUCGGAUUCGUGGAUUGUCUGGGCUAUCUCUGCCAUCUCUACCACUUACCUUUUGUCGCUUUCCUGUAAAAAUCAGAAGAGACUUUUGAAGGACAAGAUCAGCACUAAGCGUGGACAAGCUGUUGAGCGUGAAAUCUCUGCUAAGUAUGCCAGCGACAAGAAGAUGAGCAUUAAGGAGAAGGAGGAGCGCGCUUUGUUCCGCAAGAACGAAGUCGCUGAUAGCGAAUCGACUUAUCUCUCGAUUUUCUACACCAACACUCUUUUCCUUACCAUCAUGCUCGUCUCUGGAUUCUUCCUUUUUGCCAACGUUGCUCCAGUUUUCAACCUUCUUCUCUCGACUUCCGGAUCUGCUGCUCUCGUCGCUUUCCUUUCCACGGCCAAGAACUAA